UUGACUGAGUGUCCUUGUCAGGUCAAAAGCAAUCCGAUCCAGAGGGAGAGGAAGGAGAGAACUGAAACACAGCCGGCAGUUCCUCCCAGACCCACUGAAGAGGAGCUGAAGGAUACAGCCUUACAUGACAGACUGAAGAAGAAGGAGACGAACGACAAUCAGGCUAACCGUAAUAUGAUGCCGAGUGAGAGGAAAGGGAAAACUGCUGAAACUCCAGUGGUUCCUCCUAGACCCACAGAAGAGGAGAUAAACAGACCAGCCAGACGUGGUCAGCAAAAUACAAAAAAAGACAAUCUGGACCAAUGUGAUGAUGAAUGCCUUAAAGAGGGUGAAUCUCUCUUCCCGGUGGUAAAAGAGGAGGGAGAGGACAAGGAUGAAGAAGAGGCCGUGGUUAAACUUACAGAUAGCACAUCAGCCAAGAUGCGAGAACCCACGAGACACAAUCCUUUCAUGCCACGCGGUGCUGGAGGCAAGGGUAAAACCAAGAAGCGUGAACCCCAGCAGGGAGUUUCAGUCAGUGACUCAACAGAGAACAAAGGUGGAAAUAAAUCAUUAUUCGACCAAUUGGAGGUAUUCCGUAUUAAUCCAGCGGAGCCAGAACAGCAGAAUAUGGAUGGCCUGAUGGAGUGGUGGAGCACAGUGGAGCAGUGGGAAGACAUGCCUCAAGAGCAUGACAUGACUGAGAAAGAGGAGGCCAAGGUGUUUGCAGUGACAGCUGAGAAGGUGCAGAAAGGUAUCCGUGUGUUCAACAAGCUGUUCUCAGAGCGUGCAGAGAGCCUGUGGCAGCACGUCAUUGACCUUAACAGCAUUGCAGACGCCCUCGACUGUUUCAACAAGAAGACUAAGAUCGCCCAAAUCACUGGUGGUUCCACCAGCGCGGUAGGAGGCGUAUGUACCAUUGUAGGCCUCGCCCUGGCCCCCGUCACCUUCGGAACCUCUCUGAUUGUCACGGCGGUGGGGCUGGGCGUGGCCACGGCGGGCGGCCUCACCACGGCUGGAGCCGGAAUCUCCAACACGGUCAACAACUCCAUGGACCGCAAGAAGGUGGAGGCCAUCGUGACGGACUACCAGGAGAAGAUAACCGACAUCAACAAGUGCAUGCUGUUCAUCAAGCAGGGGAUUGAGAGUCUGCGCAGGUUCGACCUGCUGAAGAUGAAGAAGCAUGCGUACAACCGCGACUUCCCGGGCCUCAACAACCUCUACGAGGAUGGUGCCAUGGCCGGGAAGGCCAUCCUCAUUAAUGCCAAUGAGAUGAUGCGUGUGGUGCAGAUAGCCAACGUGGCGGGCAGCACCGCUGCCAGAGCUGUCCAGAUUGCCAGCAUGGCCACCGGAGUGCUCACCGGCCUCUUUGUGGGCAUGGACAUCUACUUUGUGGCUAAGGACUCCAAGGAGCUGAAGAAGGGAGCCAAGUCAGAGUUUGCAGCCAAGAUCAGGGAGGUGGCGACCCAGCUGCAUGAUGGACUGGUGGAGCUCAAUGGCAUACGGGUUGAGCUGCAGUCCUCAGAUCCAGGCAACACCAAUGAGACCAACACCCAAAACGCAGAUAAUACCAAUUACAGCAAAAAAACAGAAAUCUCUGAUGACGAUAUUAACAACUAUUAAACCUCUAUCAACAAAAGCAAUGUUGAUAACAGCAACACUUCAGAUAACAGCCAUAAGACCAGAAAAAUCCUAAACUGUAUUUCCAACCCAUCUCUACAACGACACAUCCUGUCAGCAUUAACACUACUAGUAGCAACGUUGAGGCUCUGAUUCCCCAGUCUCUCUUUCAUAGCACAAGCACCCAUGCCUGAAACAUUUUUUUUAGACUGCAAAAAUAGAACCAGAUGAUAUCUCCAGUAAUCACUGGCUUGGGUUAAGAACUGUUAUUAAAACUUACCUCUGUAAAAUCUAGAAAAAUAGUAUAUUGUAUGACGAGCUCAUGUCCACAUUUUCCCUUGUCUUGCCCCAAAGAGUUGUAUUGUAGUUGUGCGCAUUGUGCCUGUCUCGACAAUAUUAUCUACAGGACUUUAUGAAAAGUAAGGGUUGAAAGUUAAAUCAGUUUGUUCAUGGGGGCAGGAAACAGUUCACAGAUGAAAAUUAUGGAAAUAUGUUUUUUAUUUUUUAUAUUACAAAUACAUUCUCAUACACAUUAUGGAAGGGAUCGUUGUGUCUAUAUUUUCUAAUACAGACUAAUGUAAAAAGCUAAAUGUAAUAUUUUAAAGUUCAGGCAAAUAUUUUGAUGGUUUCGAUUUUUGAUAGAUACACACACACACAAUCUUUGUACAUACCUAUGGUACUUAUACAUACAGUACCAGUCAAAGGUUUGGACACACCUACUCAUUCAAGGGUUUUUCUUUAUUUUUACUGAAUUCUAUUAUUGUAGAAUAAUAGUGAAUACAUCAAAACUAUGAAAUAACACAUAUGGAAUCAUGUAGUAACCAAAAAAGUGUUUAAAUAUAUUUUGAUUUGUUUAAGCAUACAGUGCCUUCGGAAAGUAUUCAGACCACCACUUUACUUUUUCCACAUUUUGAUACAUUAUAGCCUUAUUCUAAAAUUGAUUUGUUUUUCCCCUUAAUCUACACACAAUACCCCAUAAUGACAAAGCAAAAAAAGGUUUUUAGAACAUUUAGCUAAUUUAUUAAAAAUAUAAAACAUUGCAAGUAUUCAGACCCUUUACUCAGUACUUUGUUGAAGCACCUUCAGCAGCAAUUACAGCCUUGAGCCUUCUUGGGUGUAACGCUACAAGCUUGGCACACCUGUAUUUGGGGAGUUGCAGAUCCUUUCAAGCUCUGUCAGGUUGGAUGGGGAGCAUGGCUGCACAGCUAUUUUAGGUCUCUCCAGAGACGUUCGAUCGAGUUCAAGUCCGAGCUCUGGCGGGGCCACUCAAGGACAUUCAGAGACUUGUCCCGAAGCCAAUCCUGCGUUGUCUUGGCUGUGUGCUUAGGUUCAUUGUCCUGUUGGAAGGUGAACCUUUGCCCCAGUCUGAGGUCCUGAGUGUUCUGGAACAGUGUUUCAUUAAGGAUCUCUCUGUACUUUGUGCCGUACAUCUUUGCCUUGAUCCUGACUAGUCUCCCAGUCCCUGCUGCUGAAAAACAUUCCCACAGCAUGAUGCCACCACCAUGCUUCACCGUAGGUAUGGUGCCAGGUGUCUUCCAGAUGUGAUGCUUGGCAUUCAGGCCAAAGAGUUCAAUCUUGGUUUCAUCAGACCAGAGAAUCUUGUUUCUCAUAGUCUGAGAGUCUUUAGGUGCCUUUAGGCAAACUACAAGUGGGCUGUCAUGUGCCUUUUACUGAGUGGUGGCUUCCAUCUGGCCACUCUUUCAUAAAAGCCUGAUUUGGUGGAGUGCUGCAGAGAUGGUUGUCCUUCUGGAAGGUUCUCCUAUCUCCACAGAGGAACUCCAGAGCACUGUCGGAGUGACCAUCGGGUUCUUGGUCACCUCCCUGACCAAGGUCCUUCUCCCCCGAUUGCUCCGUUUGGCAGGGCAGCCAGCUGUAGGAAGAGUCUUGGUUCCAUUUAAGAAAGAUGGAGGCAACUGUUUAGAAAGCACUUUCGCUACACCUGCCAUAACAUCUGCUAAAUAUGUGAAUGUGAACAAUACAAUUUGAUUUCUUGGGGACCUUCAAUGCUGCAGAAUAUUUUUGGUAUCCUUCACCAGAUCUGUGCCUCAACACAAUCCUGUCUCGGAGCUCUACGGACAAUUCCUUCGACCUUGUGGCUUGGUUUUUGCUCUGACAUGCACCGUCUAUGGUGGGACCUUAUAUAGGCAGGUGUGUGCCUUUCCAAAUGAUAUCAAAUCAAUUGAAUUUAACACAGGUGUACUCCAAGUUGUAGAAACAUGUCAAGUAUGAUCAAUGGAAACACCAUUCACCUGAGCUUAAUUUUGAUUCUCAUAGCAAAGGGUCUGAAUACUUAUAUAAACAAGGUAUUUGAUUUUUGUUUUUAAUAAAUUAGCAAAAAUGUAUAAACCUGUUUUCACUUUGUCAUUAUGGGGUAUUCUGUGUAGAUUUCUGAGGAAUUUGUUUUAUUGAAUCAAUUUUAGAAUAAGGCUGUAACGUAACAAAAUUUGGAAAAAGUCAAGGGGUCUGAAUACUUUCCGAAGCCACUGUGGGGUAGGGGUUUUGUCACGAUUUUAUUCCAAAGAAAACAUUGCUUAUUGCAUUGCUUCAUUUUUAGGUCUGUUCGGGGGAAUAUUAAUUUAUAUUGAAACAUUCAGGUUUUUAAUUAAGUCUAACUUUUAUUUAAUUAAGUCUAACUUUUAUUUUAGGAAUGUUCUAUUACUGAGUAGUGCCUUACUCAUUUAUAUUAAGUCGUAUAUAAAUGAGGUCUCACUAUGAUUAUUCUAUUUUCCUGUCUUAGACUGGAAAGGUCUCAGCUGCUAUGCAAUUCAGUCCCUGUGUCUCCCCUGUCUCCUUCACUUGUGUGUGGUACUGAUGCUGGAUAAGUGAUCUCGCCCUCUUUCUCUUUUACUCACUGACAAACUGGAGAUGCCUCUUACAAAGGGCAGGGUCAGAUAUGAUUUUUCAUUGGUCAAUUUUAGUAACAAUUUUUGUUUUGCAAUGUAGUAUUUAUCUAAAGAGUAUAUAUGAAAUGUAAUAAGUUGCUAAUAAACUUACGUAUUAUACA
Molecule: messenger RNA, 4603 nt
Organism: Oncorhynchus nerka (sockeye salmon)
Lineage: Eukaryota; Metazoa; Chordata; Actinopteri; Salmoniformes; Salmonidae
Product: apolipoprotein L5-like
Exons: 11
Coding region: 175-1602 (475 amino acids)
Biological process (GO): lipid transport; lipoprotein metabolic process
Cellular component (GO): membrane; extracellular region
Molecular function (GO): lipid binding
Source: RefSeq, a predicted model, not a curated record